AGCAAACUCAACGAUGGCUUUCUGCAGGAUAUCAACUUUCAGCCGAAAGUUUGCGGCUUCUGCAAAUAUCCGGUUGAUUCCGACAAAUUGUCGUCAUCGUUUAUCAUGCUCAUGUCGCCGUCACGCCCGACAAUUCAGUGUGAGCGUGACCGAUCCGAACCCCAAGUCGACGUAUGAACGGGUGUUUACAAGUUCGAUAGAGUCGCCGCAGGACUUUUGGGCCGAAGUUGCUGAAGAUCUUGUAUGGCAUAAAAAGUGGGAUCGUGUACUCGAUAACUCAAAGGAACCUUUUACAAAAUGGUUUGUUGGCGGUGAAAUGAAUACCUGCUAUAAUGCAUUAGAUCGGCAUGUUAGGAACGGAGACGGGGGUCAUGUGGCAAUAAUUUAUGACAGCCCUGUCACAAACACACUUAUGAAGUACACCUACGCUGAACUUCUGGAUGAGGUGAGCCGGUUUGCUGCUGUACUGCGGUCCCAUGGGGUGGGGAAAGGUGACAGGGUGCUUAUCUACCUGCCCAUGAUUCCACAGGCCAUCAUAUCAAUGUUAGCUACAAUCCGCAUUGGUGCCAUCCAUUCCCUGGUGUUUGGGGGAUUUGCCGCUAAUGAGCUCGGGGUUCGUAUCAAGCAUGCUAAGCCGAAAGUGAUAGUGAGUGCUAACUGCGGAGUGGAGCCAAACCGCACUGUCGACUACAAACCUAUGCUGGAUAAUGCUUUGGCCAACAUUGACUUCAAACCGGACAGGUGUAUCAUCUACAACAGACCAGGGUUUACACCAUCAACACUGGUGGCGGGAAGGGAUGUUUGUUACCAUGAGGAGAUGGCUGGAGCCUCUCCUGUGGACUGUGUCCCUGUGUCCGCGACUGACCCCAGUUACAUCCUGUACACCUCUGGGACCACGGGCUUACCCAAGGCGGUGGUGAGACCGAGUGCAGGGCAUGCUGUCGUACUCAAGUGGUCCAUGUGGAACAUCUAUGGUUUAAAACCAAAAGAGGUAUGGUGGGCUGCAUCAGACCUGGGCUGGGUGGUCGGCCACUCCUACAUCGCCUAUGCUCCUCUUCUCAACUGUAAUACCACCAUAUUGUUUGAGGGAAAACCAGUUGGGACUCCAGAUCCAGGAACAUUCUUCAGGGUCCUGAAAGAGCAUGAUGUUAGUGCCAUGUUUGUAGCUCCCACAGCACUCAGGGCCAUACGUCGGGAGGAUCCAAAAGCUGACUAUGGACAAAAGUAUUUCCCGUUAUCAAAGUUCCAGAACAUGUUUGUAGCAGGCGAACAUUGUGAUAGAGAAACUAUGGAGUGGACAAAGAACACCUUCAAUGUCCCUGUCCUGGACAACUGGUGGCAGACAGAGACUGGCUGGGCCAUCACUUCCACCAACAUUGGGCUGGGAAACAGGACAAACCCACCUCAAGGGGUCACAGGAAUGCCAGUUCCCGGGUGGAAUGUGAAGGUGAUACGACAGGACGGCUCGAAGACAGACCCAAUGGAACUAGGACAGAUUGUUGUCAAAUUACCUCUACCACCUGGAAGUUUCUCCACACUUUGGAAAAAUGAAGAGAAAUUUGAGGAAACCUACUUCAAAUGUAUACCGGGUUACUACAACACCAUGGACUCUGGAUACCGCUGUGAGGAAGGCUACAUCUCCGUCCUCACGCGUACAGAUGACGUCAUCAAUGUGGCAGGACAUCGUCUAUCUACCGGAGCACUAGAAGAGGCAAUACUGGAGAGUGAGGAUGUGGUGGAGGCUGCCGUUGUUGGGGUCCCCGAUGACCUCAAAGGUCAGAUUCCGCUGGGAGUGUGUGUAAUGAAACAUGGUGUGAAGAAAUCUGAGGAAGAGGUUAUCCAGGGUGUGGUCAAUAAGGUCAGACAGUUAAUAGGACCAGUGGCCAGCUUCAAGCAGGCAGUCAUCGUACCCAGACUGCCCAAAACUCGAGCCGGCAAGACUGCUCGAAACACAUUGGCAGCCAUAGCAGCAGGCAAACCAUACAAGAUUCCUGUCACUAUCGAGGAUGCUACUGUCUACCCGGCCAUACACAAAGCUCUUACAGACGCUGGCUUUCCGCCCAAGUAACUAGUGAUCACCAAAUAAUUAGUAGUAACCAAUUAACUAGGGGUCACGUGCACCACUUGUAACCCAGUAACUAAAUGGUCACCAGUGGUAACAAAGUAACUGUUUGUUUCCAGUGAAUGUCAAGUAACUAGCAGUCACCACUUGUAAUCAUGUAACUAAUGGUUACCAGUGGUAACAAAGGAAAUAGUGGUCACCAAUGGUUACCAAGUAAACAGUUGUUACCAAUGGUAACCAGGUAACCAGUGGUUACCAAGUAACUUGGUUGUUACUCAUGGUAACCAAGUAACCAGUGGUCACUAAUGGUAGCCAAGUAACAAAUAAGUUAUUGAAUGUAUCAUCAGGUAAUUAUAACCAUUGAGCAUCAUGUACACAGAGGUGACUACAUGGUUAACGUUUUUAUAUUUACUAUUACAAAAAUGAACAAUGGAAACAUGAAUGAAAUCCUUCAAACAGACUGUAAUUAAAUAUAAACGGAAUGGUGUCACUGUGAAACAUCUAGAUCUGCUGUCCUAUUUACCCCAGUACACAGGAUCUGCUGGCAUACUUACCCCAGUACACAGGAUCUGCUGGCAUACUUACCCCAGUAUACAGGAUCUGCUGUCAUACUUAUCCCAGUAUACAGGAUCUGCUGUCAUCCUUACCCCAGUACACAGGAUCUGCUCGCAUACUUAC
Mizuhopecten yessoensis (Yesso scallop) is the source of this 2740-nucleotide messenger RNA. Its product is annotated as acyl-CoA synthetase short-chain family member 3, mitochondrial-like. Lineage: Eukaryota; Metazoa; Mollusca; Bivalvia; Pectinida; Pectinidae. Bases 14 to 2068 code for a protein of 684 amino acids. The record is from RefSeq and is a predicted model, not a curated record. The transcript is spliced from 16 exons.